Messenger RNA from Solea senegalensis (Senegalese sole), 3170 nucleotides. RefSeq names its product DnaJ heat shock protein family (Hsp40) member B1a (gene dnajb1a). The record is from RefSeq and is a predicted model, not a curated record. Bases 384 to 1448 code for a protein of 354 amino acids. Gene Ontology annotation, molecular function: transcription corepressor activity; Hsp70 protein binding. Gene Ontology annotation, cellular component: cytosol. The transcript has 3 exons. Lineage: Eukaryota; Metazoa; Chordata; Actinopteri; Pleuronectiformes; Soleidae.
GCAUGCUCUCGACUCAGUAGUAAUGACAGGCAGCAGUGGCACCAUCUUCUUCCAGAAGUUUCUUCUUCUAGAAUUUCUGCUGCCCGGCGGUGACAUGUGGAUUUUGUGGUUCGGACACGGUGUUUCAAGUUGUGUGUUUAAGUAAAAUUUAAAAAAAUCCUUUGACUUCGUUGCUAAGUCUAGAGUUGAAUACUAUGGUAGUGACCAGCGAGGGAAGCUAACCUUUCCCGUUCGCUCCGCAGCCACUGCCUCGCAGAGGCGCACAUACAGCAGGGGGACACGCUGUGGACGUGUCGCUUUCACGGAGCAGAGAGAGCAGAGAGAGUGCACGCUGCUUUGAAUGAUGCUUUAUGAAGCGAGGGGGGAAUUGACCUGUUAGUGUGAUGGGUAAAGAUUAUUACAAAGUGCUGGGGUUAGCCAGAGGUGCGUCCGAGGAUGAGAUCAAAAAGGCGUACAGAAAACAGGCCCUGCGCUUCCACCCGGACAAGAACAAGUCCCCCGGAGCAGAAGACAAAUUCAAGGAGGUCGCGGAAGCCUACGAUGUCCUCAGUGAUGCCAAGAAAAAGGACAUUUAUGAUCGCUUUGGAGAAGAAGGAUUAAAGGGUUCGGCUGGUGGUGGUGGUGGUGGAGGACACAGUCGUCCAAGCUACAACUACACCUUCCAAGGAGACCCUCACGCAAUAUUUGCCGAGUUCUUUGGAGGCCGCAGCCCAUUUGAUCAUUUCUUCUCACAGGACGGGGAGAAUGAUAUGGACAACAAUGACCCCUUUACGGCGUUUAGCAUGGGAGGAAUGGGUGGCAUGGGAGGAAUGGGAGGCAUGGGAGGCAUGGGAGGCAUGGGUGGGUUUCCCAGGUCCUUCAAAACUCACACCGCAGGUCCUCACAGGGCACGUGACAAGAAGAAGGACCCGCCUGUAUUGCACGAGCUGAAGGUGAGCCUUGAGGAGGUUUUCGCUGGCUGCACCAAAAAGAUGAAGAUUUCCCGCAAGAGACUGAACCCGGACGGCUGCACCAUGCGAAACGAGGACAAGAUUCUAACAGUCGACAUCAAACGUGGCUGGAAGGAGGGGACCAAAAUCACCUUUCCCAGGGAGGGAGAUGAAACUCCCUCCAACAUUCCUGCAGAUGUGGUGUUUGUGAUGAAAGAUAAACCUCACCCAGUGUUCAGAAGAGAGGGCUCGGACAUAAUUUACCCUGCCAAAAUAUCACUCAGAGAAGCAUUGUGUGGAUGCACAGUCAACGCCCCGACACUGGAUGGCAGGACCAUCACUGUGACCUCCAGAGACGUCGUCAAGCCUGGAAUGAAGAAGCGGAUUGUUGGAGAAGGGCUUCCAUUAUCCAAGCACCCGGAGAAGAGGGGAGACAUGAUCUUGGACUUUACUGUUAAGUUCCCAGACAAACUCGGGCAAAGCACACGUGAUGCACUCAAACAGAUCCUUCCACCAUGACUUGAGAAGAUGAAAAGUCUGUUGCUAUCGCCAGUGACGCUCUUUCUGCGUAUCGUCUAUUUUGGCCUGGAGAGUUUGAGUCAUAGGGUGGGUUUUGGUUCCAGAUGAUCACCAAAUCCAAAUUACUAACCAGUAUCCAGUCAGUGUAAUGGGUAUCUUGAGACUUGUAAACUGAUACAGCAGCUGACUGUGUGUGUGUGUGUGUGUGUGUUUGUGUGCGUGCGUGCGUGUGCGUUCAGCUGAGUGUGAGAAACAGUGUUGAGCAACAGCCUGCCACAAACUUCAGAUUCAAGUCAGUAAAGUAAUUAGGAAGUCGAUGAUGUGGUUUGGCUUCAAGGAGAAAGUGAAAAGCAGAGUUGUGUGUAAGAAGGAAUUGAACUGGUUUUUUUUUUCUUAGUAAUGAAGGAUCAGGUUUUCGCUUCAGAGGUUUAUGUGAUUGUUUUAUAGUGUCACACAACCAGCUCAUUAACACAUACCUCAGGUGCACUGAUGUGUGCUUGAAUGUUGCUAUAACUGCAUUAACUAAGACGCACACUGGAUAACAAAUUAUCCCUUGUGUUUUCUGAGAAGUUUGCUCUAACGUCUUCAGCUCUGACCAGCUCCUCCUCUUCCUGCUGCUGCUGUCCCCUGUCUCUCGCUGACCAUUAAUAGGGCUACACCUCUUGUUAGUCAUCUGGAAAAACAUACUUAAAAUGUGCACAAGCCUAAAAGGCUGCUCCGCACAUGUGAAUGCUCCUUUUAUCCACACUGUGAUUUACUGUAUAACAAUGAUACAUGUUUUCUGUUCAGGAAAGAAGGGAGUUGUUAUUUCUGCUCAGUGCAUCCAACCAUUAAAGAUGGCUCAUUUUAAAAGAAAGGAAAAAAAAAUCUUGUUUAACCAGGAGCUCACUCUACUCUUAAUUGUAAACAUAUUUGACUCUGUGCCAAUAAUUCUCUCUGUAUAAUUAUAAAAAUAGGUACGUGAGGUAUAAACGUAUGUUGAGAGCAUGCACAUCCCAUCAUAUGUGAUGAAAAUUAAUGAUUAAUUGUAAUCUAUUUACGUCAUUUGUACCCUUUGUAUGUAUGAUCAGUACACUUUGAUUUGUUACUACUCCGCUAACUUAAAGUGAGCCUUUUUUUGUUUAAUGUUUCAUGAGACAUUGUUUUUUUUUACUGAGGUUUGAAAAGAAAUGCAGAAUUAAGACCCCAGUUUAAAGGCCUACAGAAUAUAUAUUUUUAUUUAUAUAAAGUAUGUAGUUCUUAUUAUGUGGUAUAUCACAUUUCAGUGAGGAAAAAAAGAAUAACCUCUAAUGAUUGUGGUGAUGGUGGAUAGAUGUUUGCAGACCAUUUGGUUCAUUUGCACAUUUUAAGUAGUUCCAGUGUUUACUUGCAUGUGUUGUGACUGUCAGAAAGUCAUUACCUGCCUCAGCCUACUCCUGCUGGAGUUUUAUGUUUCUAAUUGACACAAACAUGUGGUCUACAUGGUUGUAGAGAUGUGUAAUCUCUGUUAAUUUCAACUUUUUUUUUGUUUAUAAAAGGAAUUAUAUAUUUUUUCUUUUAAGGAAAGAAAAAGUAUCAACGUUUUACCUGUGGUUUAUAUUAUAGUUUUUGAAAUUCCUUAGGGUGCAAUUCGGGGUUGACAUUUUUCACAACAAAUCCAUGAUUUGAUAAGCAGGUUACAUUUUUAAUAACUUUCUUAUGCUGUGAUGAUUUGCAGAUUAAAUAAACUGGCAUAUACCUUGA